UCUAUAUCUAUGUAGGGGUGUAAGUGUCAUUAUCCUGUGUGCUACUGCAAUUUUAAAUUUAUGGUGAUGCUUAUGAUCAUCAAUAUUGGAUCCGUUUUGAUUCGUUAUUUUUAAUAUUUUCUCUAUUAAUACUACUUUAUAAGUAAAAAUUAACACUAAACAAGCAAAACAAAAACAAAAAAAUUGAUGAUAGAUAAACGUAAUCAUCAUAAGCACAAUUGUAUAAUGACUUACUCAAAUGGUUGUAUCUAACUGGCGUGUCUGUAUUCUUAUAGGUAUAUAUAUAUAAAUUCAUAUAUAUGCAUAUGGCAUAUAAUGCUUCUGUGCAUGAGUACUUGAAAGGAUACGAUUUAUAUUUACUGACUUAUACUACUUAUUUCAAUUACUAUAUUGUCCAUUACAAAUACUACUAUUCUUAUUCUUAUUAUUAUAAAUGACGGACUAACACUAUAGAGAAAUCCGGUAUAGUAACCAUUUUCCAUUUUACCUAACGUAAUCUCUCUCUUUCUCUCUCGAUAUAUAUACAUAUAUGCAUAUACAUAUGAUUGAUUUUGUGUAAUCCAUUCAUUCAUUCAUUCAUUGGAAAUCCUUAUUUAGUGCUUCAAAUUAAUAAAUACUACUCACAAGUAUUUAAGUAUCCAUGUAUAAUGUCAUAAUCAUCUAGUAAAACAAUUGAAUGGAUAAUUCAAGAAAUCUUUUAUGUGAAUUAUUCUAUAAACAUUUAAAUGAUCCAAAUAAACAUUCAUUAUGUAAUAAAUUUAUGAUUGAUGAAUUAAUUACAACAGGAAAAUUAUUAACACAAUUACAUACAGAAUAUAAUCAAAUACAACAAGUGACAAUGUUCAAUUAUUUGUAUCAAUCACUAUUAUCAAUCAAUUUUAUGGAUUUCAAUGAUCAUCAAAUGAAUUCAGAUCUAUUAAAUAAAUUUUUCAAUGAUUUACAAAUGAUUCAAUCAUCAUUUCAUUGUUACAAUGAUAAAUCAUGUAUUCAAUUAUUAUUAUUAUAUUAUAUUCAUAUCAUUCAAUUAUAUCAAGAUCAUAUAAAUAAUAAUAAUAAUAAUAAUAUACAUAAACAUAAUGAUGAUCAUUAUAAUUUAGAACAAGCUGAAGAUUUACGUGUUAUUGUGAACAAAAAUCAUGAUAUAUCAUCAAUUGAUUUAUUAGGAUUAUCAUUAUCUUUGCCAUCGUCAUCAUCAUCAUCAUCAUCAUCAUCAUCAUCGUCGACGUCGACGUCGUCGUUGUCAUCGUCAUCUUCACCGCUAUCAUCAUUGCCAAUAAUAUCUUCUUCAAAACUGGAUAAUGAUGGUGAUGAUAAUCAUGAUAAUAAUAAUUCAAUUCAUUUCACAUCAAUACCAUCAUUCAUAUCAUCUGAUAAUUAUACAAUGAAUUAUUCUAUUCAACAACAACAACAACAACCGCAACAACAACAACAACAGCAACUACAGCAACAAUUGAGAAAUACUCCAUUCACUUCAAUUCCUAUUCCUAUAAUGAAUGAAUUAUCAUCAUAUAUGACAAAUUCACAACAUACAUUCAUAAAUGGUAAUAAUAAUAAUAAUAUACAUCUAUUAUGUAAUAAUCAAGAUGUUCAUUAUUCAAUGAAUAAUCAAUUGAAUAAUAGUAAUGAAUUCAAUGAAAAUCGAAUUGAGAAAUUGAAUUGUUCAAAUAUUCAACAAUUAAAAAGUUAUACAAAAAAAUCUUUGAUUAAUAUGAUGCGAAAUAAAAUUGGAUCCAAUAAAUGUAUUCGAUCAUCUAGACGAUCAUCUACAGAUUAUAAAUCCCCGUCGGUACCAGAUCAAUAUCAAACAAAUCUGAGCCAAGAUAAUAAUAACAACUCAGAUAUGCUUAUGUCUCCAGAUUCUCCUCCCACGAGUUCCUCAUUAUUGUCGUCAUGUUUCUCCUUCUCACCAUCAUUAUCAUCAUCCUCAGCUUCUUCAUCAUCAUCAUCAUCAUCAUCGUCUACAAAUUCAUCUCCUAAAAGCUAUUUACCAAUACAUGAUAAGUUACUCAAUCUAAAAUCUCGUUCCUUCUCUUUGAAACGAUCUCCUUUUAAAUUAUCACAAUUUUUAUAUUAUCUACUUAAUAAAUCAGAAUAUAAUCCACAUUUGAUUUGUUGGGUAGAUAAAUCACAAAAUAUGUUUAAAUUAGUGAAUAGUGCAGCAGUUGCACAUUUAUGGGGUUUACAUAAGCAUAAACCAAAUAUGAAUUAUGAAACAAUGGGUAGAGCUCUUAGGUAUUAUUAUGCACAGAAUAUUUUACGAAAAGUCAAAGGACAACGUUUAGUUUAUCAGUUCUUAGAGGAUUUUCAUAAAACUAAAUAUCCUAUUACUACUACUACUACAAUAUCUUUUACAUCAUCAUUCAUGACAACCACAAUUACAACAACAACUACAUCAAUAACAAAAACUAUACCAACACCUAUAACAAUCACAAACAGAACCAUAGUAACAGAAUUUCCAGAGAACAAUUCAAAACCCAAUAUAAUUACACUUCAUUAAUGUUCUAUAUUCCGGUUUUAUAACUUUAUCAUAUGUAUUUCCAAAAAAAGAAAAUUGUUUCUAAUCAAAACUUUAGGCAUUUUAUUUAAUAACUACUACUGCUACUACUACUACUACUAAUCAUC
Molecule: messenger RNA, 2622 nt
Organism: Schistosoma bovis
Lineage: Eukaryota; Metazoa; Platyhelminthes; Trematoda; Strigeidida; Schistosomatidae
Source: the annotation of a GenBank genome assembly